AUGGCCACACAGGAUAUGACUCCUGUGCCUUCAACGACUUCAGCAGCUCCGUCAGUCACGGACACCAUUCGACAUUAUCGAAGCAUGCUUGAUGUCGAAGACCCCCCGAAGUUGAAUCCUCUGAAUCCCAUGUCCUUUGAUGAGAUGUACACUACGCCCAGUCAACACCCGCCCAGGCCUGCGCCGGAGGAGCCGCUUUCCGAAUCGACGACGGAUAGUACUCCCAGGACUUCGGAGAAUAGCACUGACAACCAGGUCAAAGAUCUGAGUUCUUCCAACAGCUCCGAUUCACCCACGGGUUCUCCAGCCCCCCCCGGUCCCAUUGUUCCUUCUCAGCCUGCUGCUUCCUCUAUCCAGGACGUCCGAAACAUUGUUCGAAGAAAGCUCACCGGCUAUGUUGGCUUUGCCAACCUGCCAAACCAGUGGCACCGCAAGAGUGUUCGCAAGGGUUUCAACUUUAAUGUAAUGGUUGUUGCAUAUAUCUCAGGCGAAUCUGGUCUUGGCAAGUCUACUCUCGUCAAUACUCUUUUCAACACCUCUCUGUAUCCUCCAAGAGAGCGCAAAGGCCCUAGUCUGGACAUCAUCCCCAAGACUGUCCAGAUUCAGGCUAUCAGUGCCGACAUCGAGGAGGCUGGCGUCCGUCUUCGCUUGACUGUUGUCGACACCCCUGGAUUCGGUGACUUUGUCAACAAUGACGAGUCGUGGCGCCCUAUUGUUGACGAUAUCGAGCGUCGGUAUGAUGCUUACCUUGAUGCCGAGAACAAGGUCAACCGCAUGAACAUUGUUGACAACCGUAUCCAUGCUUGUGUUUUCUUCAUCCAGCCCACCGGCCACUCUUUGAAGCCUCUGGACAUUGAAGUUAUGAGACGUCUUCAUACCAAGGUUAAUUUGAUCCCCGUCAUCGCGAAGUCAGAUACUCUUACCGAUGAGGAGAUUGUAAGCUUCAAGGCUCGAAUUUUGUCCGAUAUCAAGCACCAUGGCAUUCAGAUCUUCGAGGGUCCCCGGUAUGAGCUGGACGAUGAGGAGACGAUUGCUGAGAACAACGAGAUCAUGUCCAAGGUCCCCUUUGCUGUUGUCGGUGCCACCAACGAGAUCAAGACAACUGAUGGUCGGGCCGUUCGUGGACGCCAAUAUCCAUGGGGUACCAUUGAAGUUGACAAUGAGGAACAUUGUGACUUCGUCAAGCUCCGCCAGAUGCUAAUCCGAACUCACAUGGAGGAACUCAAAGAAAACACCAACAACACACUGUACGAGAACUACCGUACCGACAAGCUCAUUGCCAUGGGUGUGUCGCAAGACCCCAGUGUGUUCAAGGAAGUGAACCCUGCCGUCAAGCAGGAAGAGGAGCGUGCUUUGCAUGAGCAGAAGCUUGCCAAGAUGGAGGCUGAGAUGAAGAUGGUCUUUCAACAAAAGGUAGCCGAAAAGGAGAGCAAGCUCAAGCAGUCCGAGGAGGAGCUCUACGCCCGUCACAGAGAGAUGAAGGAGCAGCUUGAACGCCAACGAGCUGAGCUUGAAGACAAGAAGCAACGCAUUGAAAGUGGACGACCGUUGGAGAAGGAGGGCAAGCGAAAGGGUUUCUCAUUGCGUUAA
Metarhizium album ARSEF 1941 is the source of this 1590-nucleotide messenger RNA. RefSeq names its product cell division control protein 3. Gene Ontology annotation, cellular component: septin ring; cytosol; microtubule cytoskeleton. Gene Ontology annotation, molecular function: molecular adaptor activity; GTP binding; GTPase activity. Lineage: Eukaryota; Fungi; Ascomycota; Sordariomycetes; Hypocreales; Clavicipitaceae. The coding region runs from base 1 to 1590 and encodes 529 amino acids. The transcript is spliced from 5 exons. Gene Ontology annotation, biological process: cytoskeleton-dependent cytokinesis. The record is from RefSeq and is a predicted model, not a curated record.